Messenger RNA from Hemibagrus wyckioides, 2589 nucleotides. Its product is annotated as meiotic recombination protein REC8 homolog. Gene Ontology annotation, biological process: replication-born double-strand break repair via sister chromatid exchange; synaptonemal complex assembly; mitotic sister chromatid cohesion. The transcript is spliced from 18 exons. Lineage: Eukaryota; Metazoa; Chordata; Actinopteri; Siluriformes; Bagridae. Gene Ontology annotation, cellular component: synaptonemal complex; cohesin complex. The record is from RefSeq and is a predicted model, not a curated record. Gene Ontology annotation, molecular function: chromatin binding; protein binding. The coding region runs from base 408 to 2189 and encodes 593 amino acids.
UACAACACACACACACACACACACACACACACACACACACACACAAAGAAGAAGCGGCGCCAUGGCAAUAUCGCUAUAGUAACCAGACUCGACCAAUCACCUGCCGCGGUCGAGUGACGCCAUUAACGAUUGGCUCACGAUUGGCUCCAGCGAUUGGAGAUAGGUUCAUAAACAAUGGCCGAAUCCCAAAUGCCUCUAUUUUUCCUAUACAAGUGCACUACAUAGGCUAUAAAAACAAUAACAUAAGCAUCCUGUCUAGUGCACUACAUAUCUAAAGAGGACGUGUUUGGGUUUGAGUUCAAAAGCUUAUUUCUUCAUACAAAUUUUACUGAAAGUUUAUUCGCUCUAGGAGCUCCAUAGGGAACAGUAGAGUUUAUUAACCCUGAUAUAAAACUAGUUAAAAAAUAAUGUUUUAUUAUCCUAAUGUACUUAAUUACAAAACUGGAUGCUUUGCUACAAUAUGGCUGGCAGCCACAAAGGCCAGAAAGAUGAACCGUCGGGAUCUGCUGAAGGUUAACAUCCAGAGCACAUGCACUGACAUAAUGAACUACGUGUUGGUGCGAGUGCCUCCUCUGACUGCGGGUCUGCCUCGGCCUCGCUUCUCCCUCUACCUGUCAUCCCAGCUGCAGUACGGAAUCGUGCUCGUCUUCCACCGCCAGUGCCAGCUGCUGCUAGAGGAGAUCCAGGGGGCCAUUGACAAACUGCAUCGUUACCAUAUACAAGUGCAGAUUGACAUGCUGCCUGAGGAGAUCAGACAAACUCAAACACUUCCUGAUGCUCUCACUCUUCUGACCGAGUCCGAGGGGGCCAGAGAUCCGUUUUUCGGAUCAAUGGAGUUUGGUUUGCCCAGUCCAAGUAGCCUCAUGCAGCUGGCUCAGGAAAUGGGCGUGGUUUUGCCACAGAGACUACAUUCUCCACCUGUGGAAGGCAUCACAGCGAGUCAGGAGUCGAUCACGAUGACCGAGCGGGAACCUGUUAUCAUGCAACAGCCUGAGUUUGAAGGGGCGGAGCUGCAGGAGAUCGACAUGAUUGAAAUGUUGCUGGAGCAAUCAGAUCAGUUCCCUGAAGGUAAGAGUGAGGAGGAGCGUGAGGCAGAGCAGGCGAGGCAGCGGGAGAGAAGAGAAAGAGAAAGAGAAGAGGUUGUAGAGAGAGAGACAGAGCGAGCAGCAGCAGAAGUAGAGAGGACCAGGGAUCUGACCGGGUCUACCCUCCUCACGGAGCUGGCCCAAAGCACUGAAGUACCAAGCAGAGACAUUGUGUCUAUGGACGAGGAGGUGGAACUGCCCACUAUGAUGGCCGAGCCAGCCGAGAGAGAGAGGACUCCGGAGCCCAUAUCUAUUCCACCAUCCCCGCCUAGCCCGGAGAGGGAACGUCGGAGAGAGAGUCCUCGCCUGGAGGAGUUUGUCCCAAUCCCAGAGGCCCCUGUGGAGGAACGAAGGAGGAGGAAGAGGCAGCUGGUUUUUAUAGAUGAAGAGAUCCAGAUAUCCCAGGAAGCUCUGCAAGCCCAGAUUAAUGACCCAAGCAUUGAAACCAGACCUUUAGAGGAUGUUCUGAUCAGACCGCCUUCUCAAGUGAGCGAGCCGAAAGUACUUCUCAGUAACCCCUGCAUGAAACUUCCUGCUGAGAUUCUGGAGCUGUGGAAGCAGGGAGCAGUCAUCCCUCACAUCCCUCGACCCCGACGCCGCCGGGAGGCUGAAGAGGAGGAUCUGGAGGCUGUACGAGAGAGGGAGAGGGGAAGAGAGGAACAGGAAGAGGGAGAGUUCAGAGAGAUGCCCACAGAGAUCGUGGAGUCCGGCAUCUCACGAUAUGACACUCCAGUUUCCUCUCUGGUCAUGGAGGUGACAGACAGAGAAAUCUCACCCUUGGAGACUCCCGAGACUCGACGGUCUCCUGGUCCUGUGUCUGUGUGUGGUCUGGAGGACAUUCCAGAGGAGCGAGUCCCGGAACUGGAGGAUGGCAUGAUGGAUGUCGAUCCUCUCAGGCGAAUGGCUACUAUUGGUGAGGAUGAAGCAACAUUUCACUCCCUUCUGCCCUCUAGAGUCACUCGCAAAACCAUCGCUCAGGCUUUCUGGAGGCUGCUGGAGCGGAUAGACAUGAAAGAGGUCACGGUGCGACAGGACGAGCCCUACGGUGACAUCAUCAUCUCUAUCACCCUGCAGCCGCAUCAGAUAGAGACACAGCUGGAAUGAUGUUUUUUUUUACUUUUUCAUUCCUUGUUGUUAAACGUGGCUCGUUAAAGUUCAGGAAGAAUUGUGUUAACAUUUUAACCACUAUAUCGUUAAAGGGAAGAUUUUAUAUAAUGAAAUAUUGUUAACCCUGAAUGGAUUGAAAUCGAGUUCUCCUUAAUAACUGAGUUUUAUAACUUUUUUAUUCAAUGUUAUUUGCUAGACUUACGAGCAAUGAAAUGUUUAUCAGUGUUUAUAGGAUUUAUUCUAAAAUUUCUAUAACAUUCUUUCUUCUUUUUUAACAUUUCAUGAGGUUGUUUCAGAGUUUAUUUUAAUAUGAACUCGGUAUCGCUGUGCGUAUAAAAUAAAAUAACAACAAGGGGUUUUUAUAUUACGGUUUAUAUAAUAAAUUAUUUAAAAACAA